Messenger RNA from Populus nigra (black poplar), 843 nucleotides. RefSeq lists its product as uncharacterized. The record is from RefSeq and is a predicted model, not a curated record. Lineage: Eukaryota; Viridiplantae; Streptophyta; Magnoliopsida; Malpighiales; Salicaceae. Bases 1 to 843 code for a protein of 280 amino acids. The transcript is spliced from 4 exons.
AUGGAUCUGCAUCCGUUUUCUGCCCCCUUGCUUCUCUUCUUCCUAUGGCAGAUCUGCAGGCUGAGGAAGGAGUGGUGGAGGCUGGAGGCCGGAGCUGCGGGUGCAGCGGCGCUUGAGGGAGGAGCUGCUGCUGUUGGAGGACGGCGCUGCUGCACAGGCUGGUGGAGCAACCGGCGGUGGUUGGCCUUGUUGCUGAGUUCUGCUGCCGCUGCUCUUGGUGGAGGAGAUGGGUACGGCGCUGCUGGAAUAGGAAGAGCAGGAGAAGAAGGAAACGAUGGCCGAGAGAGAGAGGAGGGAGCGUGUGUGGGUCUCCUGGUGUGCGGCUGGGAGAGAGGGAAGGGUAGAUCGGGGCUGUGUUCUGGCUGCCAAGAGGGAGAAGGUCUGUGUGGCUGUUUUGGGGCUGGAAACGAGAGAGGGAUGAGGCUCCUUCGGGUUGCAGGAGAAGGAAAGGCUGCUGGCUGGCCAGUUAGGGAAACCCUGAUGGAUGGGGGGCGGCGGCUUCUCCUCUCUUUGGGAAGGAGUGGUGGAGGCUGGAGGCCGGAGCUGCGGGUGCAGCGGCGCUUGAGGGAGGAGCUGCUGCUGUUGGAGGACGGCGCUGCUGCACAGGCUGGUGGAGCAACCGGGUCUGUUGGAGGGAGAAACUGUCGAGGCUGGUGGCGCGUCGGUGGUGUUCGUUCCUGUUGGUGGCAGCGGUGGUUGGCCUUGUUGCUGAGUUCUGCUGCCGCUGCUCUUGGUGGAGGAGAUGGGUACGACGCUGCUGGAAUAGGAAGAGAAGGAGAAGAAGGAAACGGUGGCCGAGAGAGAGAGGAGGGAGCGUGUGUGGGUCUCCUGGUGUGCGGCUGA